AUGAAAAAAGUUCUGAUUAUUCUCGGAUUUGUUCAUUUAGUUACAUCUGCCUCAUUUUCAAUUCCAACAAAAAGUGCAGGUUCCCUUCGAAAUCGUCUCAUAAAUUCUGGAAAAUAUCAAGAAUAUCUUGCAAAACAUCAUGAAAAACGUAUCCAAUUAAACACCGGAAAUCAACCAUUUCUAGAUUGGGCCGAUGAUUUCUACCUUGGAAAUAUUUCAAUUGGAACUCCACCACAAACAGUUACUGUUGUAUUGGAUACUGGCUCAUCAAAUUUAUGGGUUAUUGAUUCGAUGUGUAAUACAGAUGCGUGUAAUGGAAUUACUUAUCCAAAACAUAAAUUCAAUACUGCUGCGUCGUCGAGUUUUUCAAAAGAAAACAAAAAAUUCAGUAUAAGUUAUGGGUCAGGAUCUUGUUCUGGUUAUUUGGCAAAAGAUACUCUAAUUAUUGGAGGUGGAUUAACUGUGGAACAACAAGAAUUUGGAGUUGCAAAUUCUUUGGACGAGGUAAACAAAAUAAUUAGAAGCUGACUGGUUACGGUAACUAAUCCUACAAUUUCUUAGGUUUUUGCGUAUCAACCAGUUGAUGGAAUUCUUGGACUUGCAUGGCCUGGUCUCGCCGUCGAUAAAAUCAUCCCUCCAAUGCAAAAUCUUCUCCCUCAACUUGAUCUUCCACUUUUCACAGUUUGGCUUGAUCGAAAAAUCAAUGGAUCAAAUGGCGGAAAUGGUGGAUUAAUCACAUAUGGCGCAUUGGAUAAAGUGAAUUGUGCAUCUGACAUUAAUUAUGUCAAUUUGACAGCUCAAACUUAUUGGGAAUUUCAUCUCGAUUCAUUUAAGGUCGGAACAUUUUCUGAGAAUAAAACAGCCAAAGUGAUAAGUGAUACUGGAACAUCAUGGAUUGGCGCACCUCAUUCAGUUGUUUCAGCUGUUGUUAAAGCAUCGGGUGCAAAAUAUAAUUGGAAUGACGAAUUAUACGAAAUUGAUUGUGACAAAAUGUAUUCCUCUCCAGAUAUCAUUUUUACAAUUGGUCAAAUUGAUUACACAGUCAAAAGUGUCGAAUACAUUCUUGAUAUUGGAUUGAAAAACAACAAAUGUGUUUUGACAUUUUUCGGAAUGACAUUCACUGGUUUUGGACCGAGUUGGAUUCUUGGAGACACUUUUAUUCGACAAUAUUGUAAUAUUUAUGAUAUUGGAAAUGCAAGAAUUGGUUUUGCUAAAGCAUAUCACACAAAUCUUUAG
Molecule: messenger RNA, 1236 nt
Organism: Caenorhabditis angaria
Lineage: Eukaryota; Metazoa; Nematoda; Chromadorea; Rhabditida; Rhabditidae
Source: the annotation of a GenBank genome assembly